Molecule: messenger RNA, 2256 nt
Organism: Trypanosoma brucei brucei TREU927
Lineage: Eukaryota; Euglenozoa; Kinetoplastea; Trypanosomatida; Trypanosomatidae
Product: protein kinase, putative
Exons: 1
Coding region: 1-2256 (751 amino acids)
Biological process (GO): protein phosphorylation
Molecular function (GO): protein kinase activity; ATP binding
Source: RefSeq, a predicted model, not a curated record
AUGAAGCUGAGGGCUGACUCCCGUGGGGGUGGGGAGCAGGAUAUCAGGGCCAGCUUCGGCCACUCUACCCCACGUGACACUGGUGAGAGUCCAUCUAUUCAACCCGUGGAAGGCCCGAUCCCCCUAAAUUUCCAAUACGACCCGAAAGUCACAUCAUUAGAGGGAGCGCUGCUCUUUGUUGGCCGCACCUCCUCUGCGAACGUGAAUAGUGUCAACCAAAAGCAUCUUCACGGUAACUCCGGUGUUGCAAUCCCGAAUUCACCGGAGCUGGUUGGAGGAAACCAGCCGCUUGCGUCCGCUCGUUCAUCGGUGGCUGACAAUUCUGAUCAAAGCAGCGGUAAGAAAAAGAGUGCCGUCGGUACGGGAUCUAUAGGUGGCCGUCACCACGAUCCAAACGCACCAGCAGCGAAAAUCAUAGUUAACGAGACGCAGGGGAGAACGUUGAAUAAACCAAAGAGUGCCGCUGCCGACAUCGUGAACGAGACUCCCCACGCUGAGGGCACUGGUGUGAAGAGUGCUUUUUGGGCUGUAGCGAAAAAUGUAAGUGAUAGAACUCCACUGAGCGGUCAGUCAAAGCCCCCACCUCGAAAAAAUAGCAACGACGGCAGCCCAACCCCGGACCAUGCGGGUGACGAGCCUAUAGACGUGCGGGCGUGCAACUUUAAGUUCAAAAUCAUCCGAGAAUUGGGUGGUGGAGGCUUUGGAAAGGUGUAUCAGGCAAUACUGGGUGACGGUAGGUUUGUAGCGGUUAAGAAGAUGAAGAUAACAUCCCACGAUAAGGUGAUCGACAGAGAGGUCCGCGUGCUGAGCACGCUUCCGCCGCACAAACACUGUGUCCGUUACCUUGGCUCGAAGAGGAGCAGUAAUCACUAUUACAUUUUCAUGGAAUACGUCAGUGGGGGUAGUAUCCGUUACAUUCGUAAAAGUGCUGGGGUGUUUGAGGAACCAGUGAUGCGGCGCUGUGUGAAGAUGGUUUUAGAGGGUCUUCAACACAUUCACAGACACGACAUCGUUCACCGCGAUAUCAAAGGGGAAAAUGUUCUGCUUGACGAGAAAGGUUGCGUAAAAAUUGUUGAUUUCGGCGCAUGCAAGGUUUUGAAUAGCGGCCACAAUACUGUGGGUAGUGUUGGCACACCGUAUUGGAUGUCCCCGGAGGUCUGCCGUGGGGAAGCGGCUACGGAGAAAUCAGACGUAUGGGGUGUGGGGUGCCUCUGUCUUGAGAUGACAAAUGAGUCGGGCAUACCGUGGGAGUUCCAUUCGACUGCCAACAAUACGCAAGCUGUUCUCUAUUCCAUCGCGGCAGCAAAGAACCCUCCCAAAAUCCCUCAACAUCUUUCCCCAGCCGCUCGCGACUUCAUUGCUUGCACUCUGAGGGUCGACCCGAAGGAUCGCCCUACUGUGGAUAAGUUGUUGCAGCAUCCCUUCUUUUCGCAAAGCUAUUCCGCUGCGCAACCUGUUGAACGUGAAGCGGUGAUGUCGAGGGUGGAGAGCUUCGACUUCGUCAACACUAUUUCAACUCUUUCUCAACCGGGAGAUGCAGCAAGUACCGGCAGCAAACCACCUGUCGUGAACAUCGGACCCGUAAUGAUUAGCACAGGUUGUAAGACUGUGGCGCCGAGUAAAGACAAGGAGAAAUCUCAGUCGCCGACCUAUCAACUCAAGGCAGCAAGCAGCGACGACGAUGAUGAUUACUGCAGGGUGCGUAAUGUUAUUAGACCUCAGGGAAAUCUUGAACGGUAUCCCCCGCCAGGUACCCCCGGAGAUGAAGGUAUCAUCGGGAAGCGCAAGAAAUCUGUUAUUGCGACCCCCUCUCGCGUGGGUAAAGAUGAGGUUAAGGAGAUGCUAGAGGUGACCCCGGCACCACAAGCACGUGCGACUGGAGUGGGGCCCCCUGCUGAUGUUCGUGUGUCGCCCCUUCCCAAUCCAAGCAGCAGUAGCCCGGUGAGGGUGGUGAGGGCUCAGCCGCCUCCACGGCAGAGGCGAAGCACCGAAGCGUCUAAUCCUUCUUCAACACGUGUAAGUUCUUCCUUAACUUCUGGAAAACCUGCCGGUGACCCCCCUGUGACGAAUUCGCUUGCCGAAGGAACAGCUAAGCGGAAAAAGACCAAUGAGUCUGGCAAGUCGGCAUCCGAACCCGGGCACAACGACGGCCGCCCAAGUAAGGAUAAUCCUGGGCGCUCAAAUAGUUCUGCGUGGUGGCGGCCCAAACAGGGAUCUGACACCAACAAAUCGGUGAUCAAGUGGUUGAUCAAAUAA